AUGGAUGUUUGUUCAUCAAUAAAGAUUCGUUUAUUGCGUUUAUAUUUUGAUGUUUGCUUGGAUGAAAUCGUUGUGUUCUUGCUUCAUUUAAUUGAUUGUUUUGCAAAAAUUCUCAAAUUCUUGAGUAAAUUCUUGAGUCUGAAAUCUGCUUUUGAAUUGAUCGCGAAGCAUUUUCUAUGCCUAGAAAUCUCUGCAACUUCGCAUGUGCAUAGUACCAGCAACUCUACAAUCGCUACACAAUGUGCCUCGCUCACCUCCAAGAAUCGCUCAAAGAAGUCGACGCUUCGUGAAGAGAACGACAAUCUCCGAGUCGCCAAUACAGAUUUGGUGAAUCGCUUAAGCCUCCUGUCUCAGGCCACAAUCCAGAACUGCCUUCUCUCCUCAUCUCAUCCACCUCUCUCCUUCGUCAACGACUUCAAUUGUCUGAGUGUUGGAGGCGGAGGCACCGUUCGUGACAAUCGUGUUUCCGAAGAAAUUUCAAAUAUCAGUCCAACGAGCGUGAUCGAACACAACCGAAUCGAACGAAGGAGUACAGAGAGAGUUGUGUUGCCGAAGAGCAUUUCGGUUCGUUCGAGAGGUUACCUGAAGAUGACUCAACGUGGUGGUGGAAGCAAUGGAGGUCCCAGUCGAAGCAAUCAAGUCAAGAGCCCAAUCCUGAAUGGAUCUCAAAGAGUGUAUGUGCCUGGGGGGAAGAGAGAGGAGGAGGCGUUGGAGUUCGAGGUGUACAAUCAAGGGAUGUUCAAGACGGAGCUCUGCAACAAGUGGCAAGAGACUGGAAAGUGUCCUUACGGCGACAACUGCCAAUUCGCACAUGGCAUCACGGAGCUCCGUCCGGUGAUCAGGCAUCCACGAUACAAAACUGAGGUCUGCCGCAUGCUUCUCUCCGGUGACAGCUGCCCUUACGGCCACCGUUGCCACUUUCGCCAUUCUCUCACACAGCAGGAAAGGCUCUUGGGUCCACACCGAAUCAAUGACCAUACUGGUUGAGAUAUGAUGGCCUAGGUUAUGUUGCGAUGUACAUAAUCCGAGCCCCUCUCAUAAAAAAAUAAUCUGAAUAGUAUUAGUAAAUAAAAUAAAAAUGAGAAAUUAAAUAUGUUAAUGAUAUUUUUUGAGAAAAUAAUUUUUGGAAGGCGUGGAAAAUGUUAGAAUUGAGGAGAGGAAAAAAAAAAAUAGAGGGCAGAGGAAAUGUAUUCUCUUGUAAGUUGUUGGAUUUCAUUUUUUUUUUCGUUUUUUUAAUUUUGAUUAACAAACAUGUGGUUGGGCAUUACCAAAUGACCAACCAAACAACCAAACUCACUGUGUGUAAUGAUGAUGAUAUAUUCAUGGGGUUACAAUUUCAUGAUCUAAA
Molecule: messenger RNA, 1348 nt
Organism: Camellia sinensis
Lineage: Eukaryota; Viridiplantae; Streptophyta; Magnoliopsida; Ericales; Theaceae
Source: RefSeq, a predicted model, not a curated record